GAACCCCGUCACCCUACCACCUCCCGUACCAUGGCGGAAAUUUGGGAUAGGACCCAUAAGGAGUGGAUUAAAAAUCUUAGGGUUUUUUACAAACAAAAUGAUAACAUCUGGAAUCGUGUGAGUGAGAUGGUCGGACUUGGACUGUUCAACCCAGACAUGUCUCCGAUAACUGAAGAUGGCCGAUUGAGAGAGUCUUUGCCAGUUGGUGCUGACUGUACGCUGAGUCCAUUGCUGCCAACCUCACAAGCUGCCCCAGCUGCCCAGCCAUCCUCGGAACAGCAGCUAUCAGUCAAACGUGUCGUCUGCAGUCCAGACCUUCCUGUGUUCUCUAUCACUCCCACAACCGAGGAACAAGCAGUGGACUCGUCUACAUCAGUUCCAGAGAAAGUGUUUCAGUGCUCGUUUUGUAACAAGACUUUCAACCAGAAAAACACUUUUCAGAACCAUUUACGCUCCCACGGUAAAGAGGGAGAAGAUCCCUAUCAGUGUAACUUCUGCGGUAAGAGUUUCGCUGUGCCGGCUCGACUGACUCGUCACUACCGGACCCAUACAGGCGAAAAACCUUACCAGUGUGAAUAUUGUAAAAAGUCCUUCUCCGUAAAGGAGAACCUCAGUGUUCACAGAAGAAUACACACCAAGGAAAGGCCGUACAAGUGUGAUAUUUGUGAGCGAGCUUUUGAACACAGCGGGAAACUGCAUCGCCACAUGCGGAUCCACACGGGCGAACGUCCACAUAAGUGCGGAAUCUGCUCGAAGACAUUCAUUCAGAGCGGACAACUCGUCAUACACAUGAGAACACAUACUGGAGAAAAACCCUACGUCUGCAAGUCGUGCGGGAAAGGCUUUACUUGCUCCAAACAACUCAAAGUGCACAACAGGACUCACACCGGAGAAAAACCGUACGCUUGUGAAAUUUGCGGAAAAAGUUUUGGUUACAAUCAUGUGCUCAAGCUGCAUCUAGUUGCUCAUUACGGGGAGAAAGUCUACAAGUGCACUAUCUGCAACGAGACUUUCACCUCCAAAAAGUCCAUGGAAAGCCAUAUCAAGAGCCAUUCAGAAUCGUCAGUCGAUGUUAGAGGAGAAGAUGACGUUAUGUCUCCUGGAAUGGCGGAAUCUUCAUGCGCCUCGUCCACCAGUGAUAAAGAAAACAAUAAGGAGGUUGAAGUAAAUUCUACCAAAAUUCACGUCAUGACUCCCAGAAGUGGGGAGCCAUCUUCGAGCCAGCCGCAUCCCAACAUGCGAGAGUUGGUGCAAUAUUUAUAUCCUCGCUCCUCUCAACAACCGCAGGGACUCAACCCGGCCCUCCUGGCGGCUGCGGCUGCCGAGUACGAAGGUAGACAAGUCUCUAACUGGAGUGAAGACCGUCCAAACAACUCCGGAAUGAUUCAUGUCAUCGAGUCGUCAUCGUUGCCAGUCACGGAACCACCAGUUUACCUCAUUCCUGACACGCUAGCCUCCAUCCAUCGAAGACAGCAGUACAGUUUCAAUCUCCCUCCUCCUCCGGAGUAUCUAGAGAACCAAGUCGUGAUAGACCUUCAGGACGACAAGAUGCGAGAAGAAGAAAUCAGAGUUAUGGGUGAUCUUUCUCACCGGGAAUCCAACGAACCUCUGACUCCUCCCAGCAGCAAUCCUGUCAGUCCCUCCCCCUCAUCCUCCCCGGACCCUCUGGACCUCGCGAUCCUCCCUAGGGACGAACUAACUCUCCCACCGCGUAAACGUAAGAUAAACUUCAAGCCUGUGGAUAAUACUGAACCGGCGGCCAAGGAAGUCGCAGUUCGACACAGCUCUGUAAUCCAUUUCGCCCGAGCGUCCUAAUCAGACUGAUUCUCUGUGAUAGACAAUUCGACUGUUAAGUCAGUCAAGUUAACACUGAGACUGUGCAAUAUAGACUAAGUUAUCAUAAGACUGUACGUAUCAUUUAUUGUAUUUGUUUAAGUUGUAUUAAAUGCCAACAACUUCACUACCUCUUAGCUAAUAGCUGUACUUAGUAUGUGUUGUGUCCUGCAAGUCUUCUGCGAUCUAAAUUCAGUUAUUUAAAUAUUUUAAGCCAUACUUGUCCUAGUCAUUAUUGUUUCUAUAACUUAACAAUAGCUAGCCUUUAAAAUAUUUGCUCUUAAUACUGUACAUCAAAUUUUUGCACUAAAUGUUUCUGAUAUUUUUUUGUUGGAGUUUUCACAGGCAUUUUUAUUUUAUUUCAAACCUUUUGAUGGAUUUUUUCAGUUUUUGUUUAAGUGGGUAAUAUUUAUUUUAUCAUUUUUAAUUUACUUUGUGCAUAAUAAUCAGCUUGUCCCCUUUUUGCAUUUAAGACAACAAUAGUGUUACAUCAUGUAAUGUAAUAUGUACAGUUACAUAAAUUUUUGAACUUGCCUGUAACUAUAAACCAAUAGUUACCUUACGCUCAGGGAGAAACUGUUUCUGUUUUACAUUUAAGGUUUUUGAAGGCUUGCAUGAAACUAGAGAUAGAGAAGGCACCAGAAAAGUACAUAAUAGGAUUUUAUACGAUGUAUAUAGAGUUUGUCUAUGGUAUAAGAGUUAAUGAUUCACAUCACUAAACAGAAAUUAAGCCUUGUAAAUUAGCUUGAAAUUGACUUUUGUAUAUAAAUUAAUGGAAUUUUUAAAUUUCUAUAUCUAGUGCUAUUUCAAAAUGUAUAAACGAGUAAUAAUUCAUACGUGGUUAUAGUAUUUUAAUUUUGUUUUUGAUCUCUGAUUGAUGUAUGGCUGAGUGGAUGUUGUUUAAUGGUUGGUUUAAAUUACUUUAUUCUAGUUGUAUUUCUCAGAAGACUUUUAUUUAUACAUUGUUUUGCACUGUUGAUUCCUCAUCAUGCUGUAGACUGUCUACCUCUAUUGUAUCUUUUUAACAAGAAUAACAUUGUUGUAAUCACUUGAA
This is a messenger RNA of Macrosteles quadrilineatus (aster leafhopper), 2887 nucleotides long. RefSeq names its product Krueppel homolog 1-like. The transcript has 2 exons. Gene Ontology annotation, biological process: regulation of DNA-templated transcription. NCBI's taxonomy places the organism in Eukaryota, Metazoa, Arthropoda, Insecta, Hemiptera, Cicadellidae. Gene Ontology annotation, molecular function: DNA-binding transcription factor activity, RNA polymerase II-specific; RNA polymerase II cis-regulatory region sequence-specific DNA binding. The record is from RefSeq and is a predicted model, not a curated record. Bases 31 to 1815 code for a protein of 594 amino acids.